CUUGAAGCAGCUCCCCUUGUUCGUAGCUGUUUAGGGAAACAAAUGCUCCGUAUUUAAUUUGAAUUGCGAAAACCUACGCUUUACGCACCUCCAUUGUUCCCUUUAGGACAUUCCCCUCUCCAUUUCCAACGUGCGGUGUACAUAGAAGCACCUCUAAACCCCAUACGUCUCCAUUUCUUCUUUGUUUCAGAGUUGCGCUUUAGAAUUCCUUCAUUUCUUGUUGAUGCCCCUUUUGAAGUCCGGAUUUAGGGAUACACAAAUGCAUAACUAGAUAUUGUUAAGCUCGCAAUAAUGGCUUCUAAUAUCGGGAUUAUGGAUAGUGCCUACUUUGUGGGCAGGAAUGAGAUUCUUUCCUGGAUUAAUUCGAGGCUCCACCUUAAUCUUUCUCGCAUUGAGGAGGCUGCAUCUGGAGCAGUGCAAUGCCAAAUGAUGGACAUGACCUACCCAGGAAUUGUUCCAAUGCACAAGGUGAACUUUGAUGCGAAGACAGAAUAUGAUAUGAUCCAAAAUUACAAAGUACUGCAGGAUGUUUUCAACAAGCUUAAAAUUGACAAGCACAUUGAAGUCAACAGGCUAGUUAAGGGCCGGCCUUUGGAUAACUUAGAGUUUUUACAAUGGUUGAAACGUUAUUGUGAUUCUAUAAAUGGUGGCAUUACUAACGAGAAUUACAAUCCUGUGGAGCGGCGUUGUAGAGGCGGGAGGGAACGGUGUACUAAAGUUUCUCUAAGAAAUACAAAGUCACUACAAACCAACAACUCCCACAGCACAAGCUCAGGGGAUGGAGUAGCCUCCACUAAGAUUUUGGAGUCCAAGCAAGCAAAACCACAUUUAGGAACAACUGCAGCAGAGGUUGAGGCAUUGUCAAAGGAGGUGACAGAGCUCAAACUCUCUAUUGAUCUCUUGGAGAAAGAAAGGGAUUUCUAUUUUUCAAAAUUACGUGAUGUUGAGAUUCUCUGCCAGGCUCCCGAUAUAGAAAAUGUCCCGAUGGCUGUUGCAAUAAAGAAAAUUCUAUACGCGGUUGAUGAGAAAGAAUCUGCGCUAGCAGAAGCCAAGGAGAUACUGAACCAAGCUACAGAUGAUGCUGAUGAAGCCGAACCAGAGUAUCAUGAAGAAGAAGAAGAAGAAGAGUAUAAAGGAAAGACAGAAGGCGCCGGUGCCUCAUGACAAGGAGUCAAUCAACCAGUUCAGUUAUUUAUCAUCUCCUUAAAAAUGUGCAAAACUUCUUUAUUCUAUAAAUCAGUACUCGUUUUCCAGAUGAGGCAGAGUCGAUAGAAGCGACACAUUUAUUUCAUACACGCCAUUGCAGAAUUAGCACGAGUUAAUAGACUUGUGAAUUGUGAUGUACUGGAAAUCUAAUUUGCAUGUAGUAAUAAGAAGACUCAUAACUC
Cuscuta campestris is the source of this 1388-nucleotide messenger RNA. Lineage: Eukaryota; Viridiplantae; Streptophyta; Magnoliopsida; Solanales; Convolvulaceae. The record is from the annotation of a GenBank genome assembly.